GUUAAAUAAACCCAUUUCCAGAUAGUUAUUCCUACAUUUAUUGAGAAUUAAUAUCCUCCAUUUCAUCAGUCACGGAGUCUUUUAUCUCGUGUGUUUGUGGUUGUUUGAAUGAGGACUGGAGACACUCUGCUCUUGAGGAAAACUUGAUCUUGGAUUAAUUGUUUUGCUCAUUUUUAUACGAAAAAAGCCCAAAUUGAGCGAAUCAUCGCGAGUUUGCAGUGAGAAGCGGACAGAGAGAUGGAGAGUCCGUACAGAACGCAUCGCUCCAAACACACUGGAGUUCGCAGUGUAUCGAGUGGCCGAUCCACAAUGAAGAAGAAAAACUCCCACAAAAACAGACAUGCGCGUGCGGUCAGUCCAGUGCGGCCGCUGGGUCAGUCAGUGGUCGGCUGCCGGAUCCAGCACCUCUGGAAGGAGGAUGUUUCAUCUCCAGUGUCGCUGUGGAAAGGGACGGUUCUGUCGCAGGUGGAGGUGGACGACUCCCUGUUUCUCAUCAAAUAUGACGGAGUGGACUGUGUGUACGGCCUCCAGCUCUUCACUGAUGAUCGUGUUCGAGAUCUGGAGCUUCAGCCGGGACAGAUUGCCUCGUUUCGGGUCAGCGACUCCAGGCUGGCAGAUAGACUUCUGGGAAGGCCCGUGGUUCACCUGUUCGAGACGGACGAUGGAUCCAAAGAUGAGUGGAAGGGUCUAGUUCUCUCCAGAGCUCCCAGCAUGCCUGCAUGGUUCUUUAUCACGUAUGAGAAAGACCCGAUGCUGUACAUGUACCAGCUGAUGCAGGACUACAGAGACGGAGAUCUGCGCCUGCUGCCUGACUCAGAUGAGGCAGCUGAGCUCAGAGAAGCAGGUGAAGUGAGUGAGACGCUGGUGGGGAAGCAGGUGGAGUGUCUGAAUAAAGACGGAGCACAGAAGCUCGGCACCAUCAUCCAGCAGGUCCAGGCCAAACCUUCCGUCUACUUCAUCAAGUUCAACGACGACUAUCACAUCUACGUCUACGACAUGGUGGGAUCCUGAGUCUGUCUCUGACUCCAGAUCAGUCUGCUGUGAGAAAUAAACAUCUCCAUCAGCUUCCGUCUUCACACACAGAGAGAGAUAUUUUUGUACUGUGAGUUUUGGUUGGAGAUGCUGCAGACGAUCAGUUCACGUCUCUGUUUUUUGUUUGUUAGCAUUAAAGAGUUCAUCAUCUGUUUCUGAUGCUGUAAAUAGUGCCUUUUUCUCUUCUGAGAUCUCUGAGAGACCCACUGAUCAAUAAAAGCAUUCCUAAACUGUAAGACU
Danio rerio (zebrafish) is the source of this 1272-nucleotide messenger RNA. Lineage: Eukaryota; Metazoa; Chordata; Actinopteri; Cypriniformes; Danionidae. The record is from RefSeq and is a predicted model, not a curated record.